AUGACGGAGAUUUUUUUUCUUCGACUUCUUUGCUAUUUUUCAUAUUCCUCGCCGCAGCCUCGACUUUUAUUCUUUCUGGUUUCUCGUUUUUCCUCUUUAUUUUUCCCUGCUUUUCUUCUUUUGAAGUUUUUCUCUCUACUCUUUCUUUUCUAUAUUUCACCUUUUCUUUUUUUCCCCCAAUUUUUAUUUUUCCUUCCUUUCUCAUUUCCUACCGUAGUUUUCUGUUCUUCUUCUUCACCUCUUCUUUUUCUAUUUCUUUCUUUUCAUUUUAUCACACAAUUUGACCCCUUUUUCUAUUUACUUUCCUUUCUCCUCUUCUUCAAUUUUUCUUUUUCUGUAUUGUUUUUCUUUUUCUUCCUAUUCAUAACUCUCUCAAUUUUUCCUCCUUUCUUCUUUACCACAAGUCAUCUUUUUCGUCAACCAUUUUCAGUUCUCCAAUUUCAUUAUUACCCACUACGUUUUUUUCUCUUCUUUUCUCCCUCUUCACAAUUCCCUAUUCUUUCUCUACCAUAUUUCCUUCCAUCUUCUUUACCGCCAGUCUCCUUCUUCGUCAAUCAAUGUCGUCCCUUCUUUCGAUUCUUCAGAGCAAUUUCCACUGCCUAA
This is a messenger RNA of Acanthosepion pharaonis, 603 nucleotides long. Lineage: Eukaryota; Metazoa; Mollusca; Cephalopoda; Sepiida; Sepiidae. The record is from the annotation of a GenBank genome assembly.